UCUCGCGACAGGGGGCAGUUUUUGACCGCAGAUGCUCUGUUCUUCUUCUACAAAACCUCUGCUCCUUCGUUGCAGAAGCCUCAGCGCAGCUCUCGCCUCUUCUUCUUCCCCUGCUUCUUCUGCUCUGCCUCUUCCCAAUCCCUUCUCCCCUCCGGUCCCCGAGCAAACCCUUCUCUUCUCUCGCUCGAUCUCGCCGCCGUUCUUCCCCGAGUCCGGUUCGUCGAUCAAGUCGCCGCCUUUCGGUUCCUCGCCCUCGCCCUGUUGUCGUCGGAGCUUCGUCUCGCGUGAUCGGAGAUCGGGCCGUGCCAUGGCGAGCCAAUCCUCGAAGGGGUCGAUCUACGACUUCACCGUGAAGGAUGCUCGGGGAAAUGAUGUUGAUCUCAGUAGCUACAAGGGCAAGGUCUUGCUGAUUGUCAACGUUGCUUCGCAGUGUGGACUGACCAACUCAAAUUACACCGAACUCAGUCAGGUCUACGAGAAAUACAAGAAUCAAGGUUUGGAGAUAUUAGCAUUCCCGUGCAACCAGUUUGGAGCUCAGGAGCCGGGGACAAAUGAGGAGAUCGUACAAUUUGCUUGCACCCGAUUCAAGGCUGAAUAUCCCAUUUUCGAUAAGGUUGAUGUGAAUGGUGAUAAUGCCGCUCCUCUCUACAAGUUCCUGAAAUCAAGCAAGGGCGGACUCUUUGGGGAUAACAUUAAGUGGAACUUCUCCAAGUUCCUCAUCGAUAAAGAAGGAAAUGUCGUUGAUCGCUAUGCGCCCACUACUUCUCCUCUUAGCAUUGAGAAGGACAUCAAGAAACUGUUGGGGGUGGCCUGAGCACUGGAACUUCUUCUCCCCAGUAAGGAUGAGAAGUAAUCUGAAAAAUAAGCAUCCUCUUGACUCAUCAUGAGGAUACAUCUAGAUGUCUUCUUCUCAUGUUAUGUUGUUGGAACUUUUACUGCGUUAAUAAUGUAAAAAGAAUGUGUGCUUGUCAAUAAAUCCAGCUUCCGGUUUCUUAC
This is a messenger RNA of Syzygium oleosum, 996 nucleotides long. RefSeq names its product probable phospholipid hydroperoxide glutathione peroxidase. The transcript has 6 exons. Lineage: Eukaryota; Viridiplantae; Streptophyta; Magnoliopsida; Myrtales; Myrtaceae. The record is from RefSeq and is a predicted model, not a curated record. Gene Ontology annotation, molecular function: glutathione peroxidase activity. Bases 32 to 814 code for a protein of 260 amino acids. Gene Ontology annotation, cellular component: cytosol. Gene Ontology annotation, biological process: response to oxidative stress.